Molecule: messenger RNA, 2109 nt
Organism: Trichomycterus rosablanca
Lineage: Eukaryota; Metazoa; Chordata; Actinopteri; Siluriformes; Trichomycteridae
Product: zinc finger protein 345-like
Exons: 5
Coding region: 1-2109 (702 amino acids)
Source: RefSeq, a predicted model, not a curated record
AUGAGCUUUAAUGUGCCUGAUGCUCCGCUUAGUCCUACUGUGACGUCACAACCUUCCUCUCAGGAGCUCCAGGCUGAAGCGGCGGCCGCUGGCAGCAGUUCAGUCCUGCGAUGCACCGGCGCCCUGUUCCGUUCAGGGUAUCACUGCCCUGCAUGCGCCGAGGGUUUCCUGGUGGUCAGGAUACCCCGCGACCCUGACCAGGACAGAGCAGAUGCUGACAAUAACAUUCAAUUCUGCUCACAGUGUGGGAAGAGCUUCAGGUUCCUGAGUCAUCUCAAAAUACACCAGCGCAUUCACACAGGAAAGAAACCAUAUCAGUGCUCACAGUGUGGGAAGAGCUUCAGUACCCAGGGUGCUCUCAAAAUACACCAGCACAUUCACACAGGAAAAAAAACAUAUCAGUGCUCACAACGUGGAAAGAGUUUAAAUACACAGAGUUAUCUAAAAAACCACCAGCGCAUUCACACUGGAAAGAAACCAAAUCAGUGCUCACAGUGUGGGAAGAACUUCAGGUGCCUGAGUGCUCUCAAGAUACACCAGCGCAUUCACACAGGAGAGAAACCGUAUCAGUGCUCACAAUGUGGGAAGAGUUUUAAUACACAGGGUAAUCUGAAAAAACACCAGCACAUUCACACUGGAGAGAAACCGUAUCAGUGUUCACAGUGUGGAAAGAGUUUUAAUAUACAGGGUGAACUCAAAAAACACCAGCGCAUUCACACUGGAGAGAAACCGUAUCAGUGUUCACAGUGUGGAAAGAGUUUUAAUACACAGGGUAAUCUGAAAAAACACCAGCACAUUCACACUGGAGAGAAACCGUAUCAGUGUAAAAUUUGUGGGAGGAGUUUUACUAAGCAGAGUAAUCUCCAACAACACCAGCGUGUUCACACAGGAGAGAAACCAUAUCACUGCUCAGAGUGUGAAAAGAGUUUUGCUCAACAGGGUACCCUUCAAAAACACCAGCGCAUUCAUACAGGAGAGAAGCCAUAUCACUGCUCAGAGUGUGGAAGCAGUUUUUCUCGUCAGAGUACGCUCCAAAGGCACCAGCACAUUCACACAGGAGAGAAGCCAUUUCAGUGCUCGGACUGUGAAAAGAGUUUUACUCAAAGCAGUAACCUUAAAUUACACCAGCGUAUUCACACAGGAGAGAAACCGUAUUACUGCUCAGAGUGUGGGAGGGGUUUUUCUUACAGUAAUGCUCUUAAAGUACACCAGCGUAUUCACACUGGAGAAAAGCCACAUCACUGCUCAGAGUGUGGAAAGAGUUUCAUUCAAAGUUGUGACCUUAAAGUACACCAGCGUGUUCACACUGGAGAGAAGCCCUAUCACUGCUCAGAGUGUGGAAAGGGUUUUAUUCAAAGAAGUGACCUUAAAGUACACCAGCGUGUUCACACUGGAGAGAAGCCCUAUCACUGCUUAGAGUGUGGAAAGAGUUUUGCUCAACAGAAUAACCUUCAAAAACACCAGCGUAUUCACACAGGAGAGAAACCAUAUUACUGCUCAGAGUGUGGAAGGAGUUUUGCUGAACAUGGUACACUUCAAAAACACCAGCGUAUUCACACAGGAGAGAAACCAUAUAACUGCACUGAGUGUGGAAAGAGUUUUGCUGAACAUGGUACUCUUCAAAAACACCAGCGUAUUCACACAGGGGAGAAACCAUAUUACUGCUCAGAGUGUGGAAAGAGUUUUGCUGAACAUAGUACCCUUCAAAACCACCAGCGUAUUCACACAGGAGAGAAACCGUAUAACUGCACUGAGUGUGGAAAAAGUUUUACUCAAAGUAGUGCCCUUAAAGUACACCAGCGCAUUCACACAGGAGACAAACCGUAUCACUGCUUAGAGUGUGGAAAGAGUUUUACUCAAAGUAGUGCCCUUACAGUACACCAGCGUAUUCACACAGGAGAGAAGCUGUAUCACUGCUCAGAGUGUGGAAAGAUUUUUGCUCAUGAAAAUAAUCUCAAACGGCAUCAGCGUAUUCACAUAGAAAAACUACAUCACAGCGCAUUCACACAGGAGAGAAGUCAUAUCACCGUUCACUGUCUGAAAAGAACUUUAGUGAAAGGAAGAUCCUUUAGUACACCACACCAAAAAAGGAAUCCAUUAGUCAUAUAA